AUGGAGUCGUCCUCGCCCUUGGCGGCUAUGCAUCGCCCCAUGGCAAUGCCUUCCUGGGGAAACAAGGACCUCUUCCGUCCUCGUCCUCACACUUUCACCGGCGGGGCUGGUCCCGUAAGCCUGCGCGAGCAGCUUCACAGACCAAACGACUACUUCAACGUGAAGGACGUCCACGGCUCGUCGCCCGCCGCCAGCCUGGCCGCCGAUCUUUCCCAGAACUUUCGUCUGGACAGUGAAGCAAGCCCCAAGUUCCCGACGCCUCGUCGUGCCUUGUUCACAUCCAACAUGAUGGGUGACAUGGAGUCGCAUGGGAAUGGUGACGCUGAUGUGACACAAGAUUAUUUGACGACGCCUCCUCUGCCCGACUCGUCACCUGCGACUCACAACGAGAUGAUGGAUGUCUCGCCGCUGCCGCACAAGCUCCCGUUCAUGACCCAGAUCGAGAUAACGUCACCGACUCCGGGCUCGACCCCUACGGGCGACGAGGACGACGAGAUGAUGUUGGACUCGCCAGCCCCCAUUCCUCGGCAGGCGUCGUUGGAGCCACCCAAGCCACUGCCAGCCAUGCGCCGGCCUUCCCUGACUCGGAUGAAAGGCUACUCGACUAGUGGCGUUCCCGGCCGUUCCAACACAGACAACCAGCUCCCGACUUUCCGAUUUGGUGAGAAUCGUUUGACGCAUAUGAGCAGCGCCAUGUCCCUAGGAGAGUGUUUCGAUGCCACAUCACCUCCCCAGGAACGACGACCUCAGACUGCCAACAGCCCAACCCCUGCCGUGCCCGGUGCCGUUCGUCCUCGUCCUCAGUUUUCCAGCCUGUCCGGCAACCGCAACAGUCCCUUUGGCAGUGGUCACGGCCGUCGGCCCUCCAAUCCCUUCAUGCGUCCCCGCAAGCAGUUCCGCCGCUCGCUGAGCAUGUUCGAGCACCCCGGCGACGUUGUCAAGUCCAAGUCGGAAGGCGGCGACUCCUCGCCCACCACCCCCGAAUCUCCUGCCAGCAUGGAAGCCGAUGAUGUCCAGGAGCCCAUGCUGCCUCACUUUCUGGCUGAUGAUCCCACUGAUACCAUCCCCCGCAUCACGAGAGAGACCAUGGUUGAUCUUUUGGAUGGGAAGUACAGUGACAAGUUUGAUCAGAAGAUGAUCAUUGACUGCCGCUUCGAGUACGAGUACGAGGGCGGUCACAUUGACGGCGCCGUCAACUACAAUAGCAAGGACCUCCUCGCCUCCCAAUUGUUCCAGCACCCCAUGCAAGGACGCACCAUUCUCAUCUUUCACUGCGAAUACUCUGCCCACCGCGCCCCCAUGAUGGCUCGCCACGUCCGCUCCGAGGACCGGACUGUUAACGCCGAGCACUACCCGCGACUUACAUACCCUGACGUGUACAUUCUUGAAGGAGGAUACAGCGGCUUCUUCGCCGAGCAUCGCUGCCGGUGCUAUCCUCCUAACUACGUGGAAAUGUCGGACGAAGCCCACCAACGCACCUGUGAACGUGAACUGGGCCGCCUCAAGAACCCUCGCAAGGGGUUCGGCAGAGCCCAGACGUUUGCCUUUGGCCAACGCGAGUCUUGCGGCGUGGACCAAUCACCCACCGCCCCCUCGCGCCCCAGCGGCCUCAGGCCCAGCAUCAGCUUCCGACAAGAUCCCAUCGCCAUGAUUGGCAACUCUCCAAUCCUCGGCGAACGAUGCCAUGCGCGGCGCAUGGCAUCUUACUAG
Messenger RNA from Colletotrichum spaethianum, 1710 nucleotides. RefSeq names its product m-phase inducer phosphatase. Gene Ontology annotation, biological process: G2/M transition of mitotic cell cycle; positive regulation of G2/M transition of mitotic cell cycle; positive regulation of G2/MI transition of meiotic cell cycle. The transcript has 4 exons. Gene Ontology annotation, molecular function: protein tyrosine phosphatase activity. Lineage: Eukaryota; Fungi; Ascomycota; Sordariomycetes; Glomerellales; Glomerellaceae. The coding region runs from base 1 to 1710 and encodes 569 amino acids. The record is from RefSeq and is a predicted model, not a curated record. Gene Ontology annotation, cellular component: cytoplasm; nucleus.